Molecule: messenger RNA, 5736 nt
Organism: Laccaria bicolor S238N-H82
Lineage: Eukaryota; Fungi; Basidiomycota; Agaricomycetes; Agaricales; Hydnangiaceae
Exons: 11
Coding region: 1-5430 (1809 amino acids)
Source: RefSeq, a predicted model, not a curated record
AUGUCCUAUCUCGAAAAUGCAGUCAUGGACGAUUCGGCCCAGCAUCCAGCAGAUCCCCUCAUGAUCGCAAGGCUUGCGCAAUUCCCGAAGGGCGGAGCUGCACGCAAAUCGCUAGAGGACUGGUUGAGCGGUUCGACAGGGCAGCGAUGGGUGGGCAGGGUCAAUGUGUCGAAAAAUCUCAUUCAAGAUGGUCCGCCGACGACUUACGAUAUGGACGAGGUCAGAGUUUUGUUAGGCACCCAUGGUGAUAUCAGAAAAAACUUGUCCAGCAAAGGGAUCGAGGCCGAAUUGUUGAAAACACUCUGCGGCGAUCCAAAAGAAUAUCAUGUGCAGCCGUGUUCGGAUGAUUCGCUGGUUUAUCUUCUCAGCUUAAAGGAUAUUGAUUUAUUAAUUGGGAUGUGCCAUCUAAGUAUGCAUUCAACUCAUGUCGACUCUUUAAAAAGCUCUGACAUCACUACCGCAGUAAAGAUUGACAGCUACGAUUCGAUAUCUCCAUCGCAACCCCUCAACAGCAAGGCUGUACGCCUGGAUCGUUAUUUCAAAAAAAUGUACACUGGACCAGGCGUCCAGUGGCUGAAAAUGGCACUUCCCCGGUAUAUGGAAAUGUACAAUCGCGAUAUCCAUUAUGGGAAAACGAUCGUUGUCCUUCAAAGUAGCGGAACGGGAAAGUCUAGGACAUUGGCUGAAAUGGCGAGCUCGAGUUUCGUGGUGGCUCAUCCAUAUCAGAAUCCUCAAGAGAAUUGGGGUAUCAGCAUUUGUUUUCGUGGACUUGGGUCGAAGGGAACACCAGUUGCAUUGGAUGGGUACCCACUCGGCGAUAGGUCUGCUUUCGGCUGCCUCGAUAGGCUGCCAAAAGACGUGAUGAUGAAGCUCAAAUUUGGUUGUCAGGGUGCUGAUGCUCAACAGAGCGAAGAGAUUGCGGCUGCUUUCAUGGGGGCUCUUUUCGGCGUCGUGCAUGACACAAUCAUGGAUGCGAAACGUUCCUCUGAUAAACACAAGGAAGCUUUCGAUAAAUCUUGGGGUAUUUCUGAAGUCGCCCACCAGGCCAACGCGCCACGCGUUAAGAAUUUUGAGAAAGUUCGUACCAACGCCAUUGCCUUACUUAAAGAACAUACAGAGGAGAUAUUGGAUGCACGCCGCUUUGCUGCACCAAUGGUUUUUAUCACGCCUGAUUUGCAGGAGCCAGGGGGUUUAGGGACUGCCACAUGGGUAACAAAACUGUUUCAUAUCCUCGUCACCAAAUCUGCAGAAACUCUAGACAACGACCGGCGCGAACUAGAAUUGUCAUGCUUCACGUUCACGCUUGAUGAAUGUAAUCAAAUGAACUUUGAUCACAAGCCACAUCCAAACAAGAAGGAUCCUGAUAACCGUAUCACGCUUCCUGCGAUGCAAAGGGUAAUCAAGGCUAGUGAACAAUUCAAUUUCUGGUUUUUCAUGCUGGACACGAUCAAUGGACUUUCUGACGUGUACCCUGACACGCCGGCUAAGAAGGUAACAUCAUCGUUUCGCCUACAGUCAGGUCCUUUGAAGCCCCUUCCACCCUGGAUACAUAUGCCUCUCGACGUCAUGGUACCUUCGCCAGAGAAUUUACCCAAGACGCCUCUAGAAGCUCUCCUACUGGAUCACCUUCGGGUGUAUGGUCGACCGCUGUGGUCGACAUUUGAUGAUAAUGAGAUUGUGUAUGAAGCUAGUAGGAGACUACUCUGUGAAGAACCUCAGCAUUUCCCCAGCUACAACUCCGAUAAGAGCGAUUUGCAGGUCCUGGCCGUGCAUUCGACUCGAUUCAUCCUCAAUCUCACUGCCGAGGGUGCUGCGAGCCGAAUGGCCAUCGACUCCGCGAAUAGCCAUCUACGUGUUCUAACUGACUACAACGCAUCAACACGAAGGUUAAAAUCUGAAGUUUUGUCUGAGCCUAUCUUGGCUAUAGCUGCUGGCGACAAACUCCUCAAAAGCAAAGAAACAUACAAAAAAACUAUGGGGAUUCUCAUCGAGCGACUCCUCCUGGACAUGAAAGUCAUUUCUCUAGGCGAAAAUGGGGACCUUUGUGGUAGAAUGAUCCUCAUCGUCAAUCGUGAUGCCACUGUCCAUGCAGCAGGGGGUCAAAUUUGUGUUGUUGACACUGUGAAGCACAAGAUCGUUCAGGGACACCACAAUCAAGGGGGCUAUCUGCGUCAAGAGGGCCAUCUGCGACAUGCUGUACGACCUUUCCUGUUGCACUCAUAUCUCCGCCAGCUGGUGGAUCAGAAGGAGCUUUCCCAGGUCGAUGGCGCCUAUGACUCCGGCUUGAAAUGGGCGUCGAAGGUCUACAUGAACUUUACGCAUUUUGUCCAGCUCGAGGACUUCAUCGAAUCCGAACUUUCGUACGAGUUUGCCCUUCUGUGCUGGCGGCGAGGUCUGGCUUUGCAAUGUGUCGGUAGCCAACCUGUCAUUGACAAGCUCCUUGUCGGUUACCGUGGCGACCUUUCAAAGCCUUUCGAUCCCAAGAUGUUCGUCUUCAUCGUGGUGCACACUAAGAACCGGGUUUCGGUUGCACGGUCGGACUUGAUCAACACUAUUACCUGCCCAUUCCUCACGUCCGGGUCGGAGCGCUGGAAACCAGAGUACAUGGUAAUCCUGAUGGACCUAGGCACCACGCCUGCCGACUACGGGGACGCCGUUCAAGUUACCAAGUGCAAAGCCGUAAAGGGCUGGCAGGCCUGGUCUGCAUUUAAUGAAAUUGAAGAGUAUCCGGCCGUUCGCAUCAACAUGCGCGGAUUACGACCCUACCUUUCUCUGCACGAAUGGGCGCCUCAGGUGCUGCAGCUUGGAUCGAACAGGGGCUCGUUUGCUCAUGCCAAUGCAGCCAUCAACGUUCAACCAUAUCAACCAGCUCGGCCCGUUCGUCAGGGGCAGGGCCAGGGCCACGAUUUGGGGCUGCUUUCAAAUUGGGGGAGCAUCGCUGAAGCUGAUAACGAGCGCUUUCGUUGCUGUCUUUCCCACAACGACGACGAUAAUUUCCUCCUUAACGACGACCUCUUCCUACCUCGAGUCGCACCCUCUACUACUUCUCAGAUGCCGCCCGAUCCUGAAGCAAACUUGAACAGAGGAAAAUCGAUUCGCGGAACAUCAUUAGCGAGCGCACAGGCCGCUGCUCAACAACAAGUUAAGAGCUCGAAUGGGAAUCGAGGAUCAACAACUAAUCGCUCGCGAUCAAACCAGCCCGACCAUGCCAAUGCCCAGGCAGGUGAGCUCGUGAACCCAGCCAAAGACGAGCAGACUACUGGUGGAGAUAGAGCAGGCUCACCGAAGAAGCCGAGCACGAAGUCACGAUCGAGGACCGCUGAUUCUUCUUCGUCUUUGGACAUUGCUGGUCAAGCGCCUGUGGGAACCCCCAUUGCUGCCCCAUCAGGUGCGCAGGCCAUCGGGGCUAAUCCGACGGCCCGAUCAUCGGGUGCCCCAGCUGCGACUGGGAAAGCAAGUGGGGAAACGGGUGACGCUGACGCGACUAACAGGGAGAUGGUCGAUCUGGGAAAGCCGACCAAGCCUCUGAACACUUACCCUCCGGGGUGUAAAUCCAGCACCCCCGUAUUAUCUUCCUCCGAUCCCAGUGUUCGCCUCGUUAAGUCUUCGUCUGCCAGUGCUCAGGCCGAGCGCCAGAAGGCCCAGGCUGCAGCUGCAGCGGAAGCUCGGGAUCGAGCGAUCGCUGAAGCAGCAAAUACCGGGGAGGGAGGGCCAGAUAGUACUGCGCCUCCAGGUAUAGUCAGAUCGGAGGAUCAAGACCCACUUGCACUCCCAAGGCGUCUUCCUGGUCUCCCUAACUCUCGGUCGAGUACCCUAAACUCAGUACCACCAUCAGAAGGCGUUGAAUCUCAGGAACAAGAUUUAGGUGAUGCAGAGAACGUAGACUAUUCAGACGGUGAUUCCAAUGACGACUACGGCGAGGACGAGGACAUAUACGCAGACGCUAGGGCGAUCAGCGAAAAGCUGGCUACUCCAGGCUUCAAGGAGUCGCUAACUCAGGAGGAAUAUGACGCUCUUCGUCAUCAUCAGUUCCAGCAACAACAGCAGGAGGCUAAUCGUCAAAUGUACAUGCAACAACAGCAGCUACUCGAGGUGGCUGAGGCAAUAGCGCCAAAGCCUGGCAGCCGCUCUACAACUAACAUGUUGGGAAUUGGCGGGAGCAGCGACAAACCCCAGUCAUCGAAAGAGAAGCAACUGCGCAGAAAAAUCCUAGAACUGGAGUACGCAUGGCAACAGGAGAAGACCUCUCACGUAAACCUGGAUCAUCAUUACAGGAAAUUAUGGAAUCGCGGGAACGCACUGUCGGAGGAGCUGCAGAGAUCUCAGCAUCAGGUCCAUCGCCUACUGGACGAUGUCCGGAGCUUGACGCAUGAACUUGAGGCUGUCAAAUCGCAGCUUGCGGAUGCGAAGACGCUUUCGGAGGUUCGAGGCAAGGAGCUGAAGGGCGCUCAGGUGUUCCUGACUAAAGCCGACACACUGUCCACCACGGAUGUUGUGCAGAAGGUUAAUGCACUGAACGAGGAGAUAUUCCAAGCUGCUGCUCUUCUUGGAGAGAUGCUCCGGAAUACGGAACGACCGGAUAGGACACAGGAAGAGGUCACGGUGGCGUUUGAGAAGGCUGGGUGGAUGGUGGGCGAGCACAUGGCCAACAUCCUCGGUGCAGAGUCAGUGAAUCUCCGCACAGACCUCAACCCGCUCCUCGUCCAAGUCGUGUUGCAGAUCGCCAUCACUACUUGGUGCAAGUUUGUGGUCUCUUCGUGGAGGCCCAGUGAUAGCAGCGUGGCAGACUUUUUGGCAGCUAUCUACUCCGAGAUUCGCCAAGUUGAGGAUCAAGCCGUCUCUGGUCGUUGGCGCUCAAUCACGCGAGCCCAACUCCGCUCUUCAUCCGAUGACUGGACAGGAAACCUCAUGGGCGGGCUAUUGAGCGUCCUCGUCAUCGCCGGCUGGUCAACUCGUGAACUAGACCAACAACACCAAUUCGAAAGGCGCCUUCCACCCAUCUUCAAAGCCGUACAAGACCUACGCAAAGCUCUCGGUGAAGACGUCACCUCCAUGGACAUGGAAGUUGCCGUCAUCGAUGCUGGCGAUCCUUUCAACCCUACCUACAUGGAAGAUGGGUACGGGGACGCCAGAGCUUCGUCUGGGAGCGGGAAGAAGGCACCGGAGAAGGUUAGUGGGACGACGGGGUUGGGGUUACACAAGAUUUCGAUGAGGCAAACGUCGAAGGGCCCGGUCGCGCAUUCGGAGAUGGUGUUGUUCCCCAAGGUGGUUUUGGAGGGUACGGUGAAAGAGGCAAUGGAUCCUGCGCCUCCGCCUGCGUCGAAGUUGAGGAAAAAGCCAAAGACAGAUAGGCCUGGUAAUGGAGGCGGAGGUGGUGGAGGAGGGGCUCCUGCUACGGGUGGUACUGGCGCUGGUGAUACCCGCAAAUGAUGAUUAUAUUGAAAAAGAGACACAAGGAAAUGCCGGAGUGUCAUCGUCAGUUGUACAUUAGUCUCUCUCCCUCUCCCUCUUGCUGCUUGUUGUGGAUGGAACUACUUGUUCUUCCGAUUGAGAAUUGUAUUCAUUGGACAUUUUGGCUGGACGAUUCGUAACCACUCCCGAGUCUUGAGGGGCAGAAUACAAAGACUUGCUUCGCAUCGCCACUGUCAAAAAUUCUGGUCACUAGUACAGAAGGGUUCUAUACAUGUCUGUCCUUCGCAAAAUUAGGAUCGAAGUGAAGAAAUCUUUCGGAAAUCC